Molecule: messenger RNA, 2670 nt
Organism: Medicago truncatula (barrel medic)
Lineage: Eukaryota; Viridiplantae; Streptophyta; Magnoliopsida; Fabales; Fabaceae
Product: alkaline/neutral invertase A, mitochondrial
Exons: 6
Coding region: 262-2265 (667 amino acids)
Biological process (GO): sucrose catabolic process
Cellular component (GO): mitochondrion
Molecular function (GO): sucrose alpha-glucosidase activity; endo-alpha-N-acetylgalactosaminidase activity
Source: RefSeq, a predicted model, not a curated record
AUUUCUUCAUAAAUCUCAAACAUUUUUCAUUCUCAAAAUUCAACCUAAUUUCAUUCCAUUAAUCAUCUCCUCAAUCUGUAAGUAUAUAACUUAAUCAUUGUAAAUUUCCAUUCCAAUUAUCUUCAGCUACCAACUUAUAGAAUAAUCACUUUCAAGAUCUAUUUUUACUAUUUUAUUAUAGAAAUAGAUUAAAGUCUUGAUUUUUACUAUUCCCAAAUUGUUUAAUUUUGUGGGCUAUUGUUACUUGAUCUUAAUAUUCACAUGACUACUGGUAGCUAUAUUGGAAUUUCUACCAUGAAACCUUGUUGUAGAAUCCUAACUAAAACCCCAUUGAUUUCUGGGUUUUCUUCAAUUAAGUUUAGUGAUUCAACAAUGAUGAGUAUCUUGUCAAGAUCAAGCUGUUCUAGAUCAAUCCAUAGCUAUAGAUACUAUAGAUGCAAUAAUACUAAGAUUUUAGGGUAUAUAAAUGUGAAUGGUUUGAAUCGGAGUGAUUUUAGCGUUACCGAUUCAAAUUGGGUUCAAUCUAGGAAUUUUAGGCCUAGGGUUGGAUCAUUGAUACCGAAUGUAACUUCGGAUUUUAGAAACCAGUCUACAUCGGUUGAUUCUAAUUCUAAUGUUAAUAAUGACAAAAGCUUUGAGAAUAUUUUCAUUCAAAGCACUUUGAAUCCAAAGCCCUUGCUGUUUGAUAGAAUUGAGACUGACGAUCAAAGUAAAGUAGAGGAAGUUGACAAGUCGAGUGUAAAUUUAGAUAAUAAGUCGUAUGAUUUGAAUGAGAAUAAAGUUGAGGAUAAGCUGUCUAAGAUUGAAGAGGAAGCUUGGAAGUUUCUUCGAGGUGCUGUUGUUACGUACUGUAGUAAUCCUGUUGGGACUGUUGCAGCUAAUGAUCCUGAUGAGAAACAACCUCUGAAUUAUGAUCAAGUAUUUAUUCGUGAUUUCGUUCCAUCCGCCCUUGCCUUUCUGCUCAAUGGUGAAGGGGAAAUUGUCAAGAAUUUUCUACUUCACACGUUGCAACUGCAGAGUUGGGAGAAGACCGUUGAUUGCUACAGCCCAGGGCAAGGGUUGAUGCCAGCGAGCUUCAAAGUAAGAACGGUCCCUCUUGAUGGAAGCAAUGAAGCAUUUGAGGAUGUUUCAGAUCCUGAUUUUGGUGAAUCAGCUAUAGGCCGUGUUGCCCCUGUCGAUUCAGGAUUGUGGUGGAUUAUAUUGUUGAGAGCAUAUGGGAAGUUAACAGGUGACUAUUCAUUGCAAGAUAGAGUGGAUGUCCAGACCGGCAUAAGACUGAUCCUUAAGUUGUGUCUAACCGAUGGAUUUGACAUGUUUCCUUCUCUACUAGUCACCGAUGGUUCUUGUAUGAUUGAUAGAAGAAUGGGAAUUCACGGUCACCCUCUGGAAAUCCAAGCAUUAUUUUAUUCAGCUUUACGCUGCUCUCGUGAGAUGCUGAUAGUGAAUGAUACAACCAGGGAUCUGGUGGCUGCUGUUAGUAAUCGCCUGAGUGCACUCUCCUUUCACAUGAGAGAGUAUUAUUGGGUUGACAUAAAGAAGAUUAAUGAAAUUUAUCGGUACAAGACUGAAGAGUAUUCUACUGAUGCUGUCAACAAGUUUAACAUUUAUCCUGAGCAAAUUCCUUCAUGGCUUGUGGACUGGAUAUCUGAGGAAGGUGGAUACUUCAUAGGCAAUCUGCAACCUGCUCAUAUGGACUUCAGGUUUUUCACACUCGGAAACCUUUGGGCCAUCGUCUCUUCUUUAGGCACAACAAGACAAAAUGAGGGCAUUUUGAAUUUAAUAGACGCCAAAUGGGAUGAUAUCAUUGGUCAAAUGCCUCUCAAAAUAUGUUAUCCAGCAUUAGAGGGUGAGGAAUGGUGUAUAAUCACUGGCUGUGACCCCAAGAACACCCCUUGGUCAUAUCACAAUGGCGGGUCUUGGCCAACACUUCUCUGGCAGUUCACUUUAGCAUGCAUCAAGAUGGGCAGGUCUGAUUUAGCACAGAAGGCAGUUGGUUUAGCAGAGAAAAGACUUUGUGUAGAUAAAUGGCCAGAAUAUUAUGAUACCAGAAAUGGAAAGUUUAUUGGGAAGCAAUCGAGGUUGAUGCAGACAUGGACUAUCGCUGGUUUCCUUACUUCAAAGAUGCUUCUAAAAAAUCCAGACAAAGCAUCUUUAUUGUUUUGGGAAGAGGAUUUUGAAAUUCUUCAGAAUUGUGUUUGCAUGCUAAACAAAACUGGUAGAAGGAAGUGUUCCCGUUUUGCUGCAAGAUCCAAAAUCCUUGUUUAAUAAUAUGACAUGUCUUCUUCUACGGUUAUACAGUUGUAACUCUGCAUGCAUGGAGGUGUAGAGUUAUUAUUACUGUUUGAACUUUGAAGCUGGUGGCCACACACACCUCAUCAUUUAAUAAUACUACCAUAGUGUGUUGUUGAUACUAUAGUACGAUGAUGGACUAAACUUUUCAGAAUUAAUCUGUAGAACGUAGUUCUGUAACAUCGUUAAUUAUGUGGGGGUAACUCAUUCCACGUAGAUUCAUUCAUAUUCCCUCACUGGUUUUAUACUGUAACUGCAUGUGCCAUGUGGCUUCACUGUGUAUCUGACUAGAACAAUAGUCACAAUAUUUUCUUGUUUAAAUAAACAGUACUUGGCAUAUUCAUUUAUCUAUUUCAAUUAGAAGUCACAUAUAUUACUUAA